Drosophila erecta is the source of this 2409-nucleotide messenger RNA. It is a transcript of the gene Sac1, whose product is annotated as phosphatidylinositide phosphatase SAC1. NCBI's taxonomy places the organism in Eukaryota, Metazoa, Arthropoda, Insecta, Diptera, Drosophilidae. The coding region runs from base 245 to 2029 and encodes 594 amino acids. The transcript is spliced from 2 exons. Gene Ontology annotation, cellular component: endoplasmic reticulum. The record is from RefSeq and is a predicted model, not a curated record. Gene Ontology annotation, molecular function: phosphatidylinositol-4-phosphate phosphatase activity. Gene Ontology annotation, biological process: phosphatidylinositol dephosphorylation.
UCGAACACAUCAACUCUCCGCUGUUAGGCCAGCUGGUCCAUCCCUAUCACACACGUAGUGGCUAAAAGUUGGCCAAAAAAUCAGAUGAACGGCGAAUAGUGUGUUAAAUCAAUAAAAAACGAAUAACCAGCUGAUUGUGUGGCUGAUUGUGGUGCUGUGCGUGUGUGACAGCGGUGAUAGCGACAGUGAAUUCCCUAAUACAGGAACCUUCGAAGUGGGCCGACCACCGCCGACCGCCGCAAUCAUGGACAGCAGGGUGGAGAACGCCGUGUACGAUGACAUGAACCUUUACAUCACUCCGGAGAGCUUCAUCAUCGAACCGAAUGGCGGAGCAGAGGUGUUGGUAGUCGGGCGCCACGACAAAGUCACCAGGGUUCAGCCAGCAAGCGGAGGUCACUUGGCCAACCUUCGGCCCACCAGGAGGAUUUGUGGGGUACUGGGCACCAUUCACCUUCUGAACUGCAACUACCUUCUGGUGGCCACUCACCGUCUCUUCGUGGGCGUGCUCAAUGGCGCCGUCGUGUGGAGAUUAGCUGGCUAUGACAUCAUACCCUACAUUCCCAAUGCCUUCCAGCGCAAGGAAAACGAAACGUACUUGCGAAUGCUACGCCAGACACUGGACUCCAAGUUCUUUUACUUCUCCUACCGGUACGACCUCACCAAUUCGCUCCAGCGGCAGCGCCAAGUGGCCCAAUCGCGGCCAGAAGUGUCCGGAUUGCUCCAGAGCGCUGAGCAGCGAUUCGUUUGGAAUGGCUAUGUGCUGCGGCAGUUCAACUGCGAUAAGAUGGAGAAGUUCCAGCUGCCACUCGUUCUGGGCUUCGUGUCCAUCAACCAGGUGGAGAUUAACGGGCAGACAUUCUUCUGGAGCAUCAUCACCAGGCGCUCCGUGCAGCGGGCGGGCACACGACUCUUCUGCCGAGGCAGCGACGAGCAGGGCCAUGUUGCGAACUUCGUGGAGACCGAGCAAAUAGUGGAGUUUAACGGGCAGCUGACGGGAUUCGUGCAGACACGAGGCAGCAUGCCCUUCCAUUGGCACCAGCUGCCCAAUUUGCGGUACAAGCCGCGACCCGUUCUGGUGCCGGGCAAGGAUCAUCUGGCCGCCUGCACGCUCCACUUUAAGGAACAAAUCAGGCUGUAUGGCAACAAUGUGGCUGUAAAUCUAGUGGAUCACAAAGGCGCCGAGGGUGAGCUGGAGGCGACUUAUGCCCGCCUGGUUCGAGAAAUGGGAAAUUCACAAGUGCGGUACGAGUCUUUUGACUUCCAUAGCGAGUGCCGUAAGAUGCGCUGGGACCGGCUGAACAUACUCAUCGAUCGCCUGGCCCACGAGCAGGAUCAGUUCGGUGUCUAUCAUGUCUUCGACGACGGCAAACUGGUGUCCACGCAGACAGGUGUCUUCCGAACGAAUUGUAUCGACUGUCUGGAUAGGACGAAUGUGGUGCAGAGCAUGUUGGCCCGCAGAUCUCUCACUGCGGUGCUCCAGAAGCUGGGAGUGCUUCAUGUGGGUCAGCGAGUGGAACAUGCUUCCCACAUUUUCGAAAGCAUUUUUAAGGGCGUGUGGGCGGACAACGCGGAUCUGGUAUCGCUACAAUAUUCCGGAACGUGUGCGCUCAAGACGGACUUCACCAGGACGGGCAAGAGGACCAAGGCUGGUGCUAUGCAGGACGGCAAGAACUCACUGCUGCGCUACUAUCUGAACAACUUUGCCGAUGGCCAGCGGCAAGACGGCAUCGAUCUUUUCCUUGGCAAAUAUCUGGUCAACGACAGCGAGGGCGUUUUCGUGCCAUCGCCAUUGGACUCGAAGCGUGGUUGGCGGUUCUUCACCUUCCCCUCAGUGCUGCUGAUAGCCGUGGCCAUGUUCAUGAUCUCGAUGACCUAUCCGGCCGAGUUCAACACGGAGAACCUGCUGUUCAUGCUCUUCUGGGGCGCAAUGAUCGCCGUUAGUGCCACGGGAAUCCUGCACUUCGGCGUCGAGUUUGUGCAGUGGCCGCGGCUUAUUCUGCCCAUCUGUUUUCGAGACCAAGGGCAUUAGUGUCGUCUAGCAGAGUCACUGGGAACUACCUCUGCCGCUAAAUUGUCCCAUUGCUCCAAGAAAGAACAUUUUGUAAACCAAUUCCUGUAAUCGAUUCGAAUUCCUCUCAAUUUUUGUUUUGUUUUAUUCUGUUUUUGUUUAGUUGUAAAGCCCUCAAGUCCAUUCCUUUCUGCAACUUGUUAGUUAUCAUACAAAACACAGAACACUUAGGCGAGCUUCAGGCGGCUGGGAAAGAGAAUGAAUUGGUUUUCGAUCGGGCGAAUUGUAGUGGUAAAGGUGCCGCUUAUUAACUGCGAUUAAAUGCAAUGUAGAUCAAUCACUUUUGUAGAACCAUUUUAUGACAUUAAAUAAAGUAUUUUACGCAUUGCUAGAAAACCUCA